CUCGCUCUCUCGCUCCCGCUCUCACUCGCUCUCAUCUCACUACUCACUACACAUACAUGGUGACUGAUCAUCAGAUCCUUGGAAAAGCACGCUCAGUGCAGGUACCUUAAACCGCAGAUCAAGUCUCACCAUGGCCAUGUGCAAAAACUGUUUGAAUAAAGUGUGAAAUUAUCGGAUUAAUCAAGAUCUCAAAAAUCAGGUAUGUUUUGUCUCUCUUUAUUGUUCAGAUAAUAUGUGAUAUGAAUUAUCGAAAAGCCUUAUGAGCAAUUUGUGUAAAAAAAAUAAAAAAAAUAUGAGAGGUGUAGGUUUUGAUGAUACUCUCUGAUAUUCAGGAAAAGUAAAUAGCUCUAGUGAUUCAUUAUAGUUUUACUUUACAAGACAGAUGUCAGUAAAUGAAUAUACACAUUUUGAGAAAAGAUCGAAAAAAGGAUUUCUACUUGUUGAUUGAAAACAAUUCCAAUACCAAGUUAAUUACCCAGUAGUACCUGUAUCUUGUUCACAGACCAGUUCAGGAUUUCAUAGUCAUAAACUGUGACCAUACAGUCAGGAGUCCUCUUCUUAUCAGUGGGCACAUCAUCAGAUUCAGAACUCAUAGAGGUGAAUGACCACUCAGGACAUUACGACACAUUGAGAGCGCUCUGGAUGGAUCAACCAUCAACAUCCCCUGGCAUCGGGGGGCAGCUGUGUGUGUAGGUUCUCUGUGUGGGUACCCACUUUUUUGUUAGCAUAUUAGGGUAUGUUAAGCUUGUAUUUUUGUGUCUGUGAUGUAGUUUGGUGUGUGUGAUGUAUGUGUAGUGAGCUGUGUAAAUAAGGCAGGCUCAGAAAGGCAGUGUAUGUUAGUGCGGUGUUGUAUCUGUGCUGGGCUAGCUGCACUCAUGGCUCGUAAACGGAGUGGAGGCUGCUGCCCCCGGCCGCCCCUCAAUAAGGACAAUGCCCGCUUCUGCCUGCUGGCAGGGCUUAUCCUGCUCUACCUGCUGUGUGGGGCGGCUGUGUUCUCCGCCCUGGAGCGCCCCUCUGAGCUCCGUGCCCACCGCCUCUGGGACCAGCAGCUGGCCAACUUCACCCUGAGUCACCAGGUAAGCCUGGGAGCCUUGCACGCGCUGCUGCGACAGUAUGAAGAGGCCAAUGGGGCUGGGAUCAGAGUGGACGCUCUUAGGCCCCGCUGGGACUUCUCUGGAGCCUUCUACUUUGUUGGCACGGUUGUGUCCACCAUCGGCUUUGGUAUGAACACCCCAGCUACCAUCCCUGGUAAAAUAUUCCUGAUCUUCUACGGCCUCAUCGGCUGUGCCGCCACCAUCCUCUUCUUCAACCUCUUCCUGGAGAGGAUCAUCACCAUGCUAGCCUACAUCAUGCGCUGGUGCCACGAGCGGAGGAUGAGGCGCUCAGGGGUGGGGCCUGUGUCUGGGGUCGGGGAGCCCCGCAGUGAGGAGGACAGUCUGGAGGGUUGGAAGCCCUCUGUCUACUACGUGAUGCUGAUCCUGGGAGUGGCGUCUGUGCUGAUCGCCUGCAGUGCCUCCUCUCUGUACUGCUCCAUGGAGGACUGGAGCUACAUGGACUCCCUGUACUUCUGUUUUGUGGCCUUCAGCACUAUCGGCUUCGGGGACCUGGUGAGUAGCCAGAGAGAGCGUUAUGAGGCCCAGGAUGCCUAUCGCCUGGGCAACUGUCUCUUCAUCCUCAUGGGCGUGUGCUGCAUCUACUCCCUGUUCAACGUUAUCUCCAUCAUCAUCAAACAGACUCUCAACUGGAUCCUGACCCGGCUGGCUUGCCCAGGCCGGCGCUGUCCCUGCUCUUGCCCUAAGAGGGGCCUCUGCCGGCUGCUCUGCUGCCCCUGCCUCCCUAACAAACACAGUGGCUUGAGGCCUCCACCCGCACGGCUCCGCCAGCAACGGCUCAAACGCAACGCUGUGCAGCCCACCCCAUCUCACCCCCCUGUGAGGCGACACCGCUACACAGACGCCUCGGUGGAGACAGUGUGUAACAGCGAGACAGACGCUGGGAUGGGGGUGGACGGGGUCGCUGGAGGCCGGCGUCUCUCUGGGGAGAUGAUCUCGGUGAAUGACUUCACAGCGUCCAAUAAGGUGUCUCUGGCGCUGCUGCAGAAGCAGCUGUGUGAGACAGCCCACCAGGGCCCCCGUCAGAGCCACGUUCCCCGUCACAACGGCUUCUCUGGGGGGGUGGGCGCAUUUGCCAUCAUGAACAACCGCCUGCAGGAGACCAGUGUGGACAGGUAAUCACACCUGACCCCAGUCACACUAACUCACAGAAAUAAAGCACUGUUUUCUGAGGGUUAUUGUAAUAUUACCGAAUGGUAGACUGGAUGCUGGAUCCUCUUCUGUUAUUCCUAGAAAACUAGUGACGUUUCAUCCUCAGAAUUAGCAUUGUUUGUAGAUCAAAGUACAGUAGUGAAACAGAACAGUUGGAUGCUACAGCUGGACAUACAUAUUUGCCAAAUGUAAAUAUAUUCACAUAAAACUCAUUCGUUUUCAAUGUAACUCAUGUUGAGGGUAGCUAGGUUCUUAGUUCUAGACAUGAUGAUAGCCCACAGCAGACCUCUAUUCUGUCUGACAGCUUUUCAGGAUGCCAGACAUUCAUGAUGAUCACUGACAAUGGUCCCUCUAAACUGCGCACUGGCGCACAGCUCCGCUCAGACUGCAGCACAGAUUGAACUUCUCUCAACUUUCUAGAGUUUUCCCCUUCUGUUAACACUAUCAACGUUUCGCUCUGCUGUAGGAAUUGUGCUCAAAUCAACGCAAUAUUAGCCACUUUCAAUGUAACAUUUCAAAACAAAAUGAACUAUGCAAAGCUAACUGUGCAAGAGAUGUUAUUGUAGGCAGCACACAUUGGAGUAGGAUUAGGAUUCUGUUGCAUUGACAUGCAUGACAGAGGCCCCUACUCUCUGCAGGCCAGUGCGCCAUAACCAAUCAGAGCUGUAGUAGACAUAUUGGCUGCAAUGAGGGUCGUGGGUAGAUGCACUUGUUUUGAGAUCAAAGCGAGAGCUGUGUAGCCACCUGCGCACAUUUGUUCAUAUUCUUUGCUAGUUUGUGAGUUAUUAGCCGAGUUAUAGUGAAUUCCUAGUCAACCAUUUGGGAGUGGUUGCUUCCAAAAUGUGUGCAUUUCUAGCCAUCUUUGAAAAUCAAGUCAGGUAAAGAGCUUUUUUUACGUCUUAAAGGGGCAGUGUUAUAUUUUGAGACGGUCUUGAAUAAGCUAAAUAGUCAAUAGGAAGAGGGUAGCAUAAUUUGUCUGAUUCUCUGUAAUAAUGGUAUGGGAAUAACAAUGAAUUUUAUUUUGUAAAGUGGUUUCUUGCAUCA
This is a messenger RNA of Oncorhynchus mykiss (rainbow trout), 3308 nucleotides long. RefSeq names its product potassium channel, subfamily K, member 13-like. Gene Ontology annotation, biological process: stabilization of membrane potential; potassium ion transmembrane transport. The record is from RefSeq and is a predicted model, not a curated record. NCBI's taxonomy places the organism in Eukaryota, Metazoa, Chordata, Actinopteri, Salmoniformes, Salmonidae. Gene Ontology annotation, cellular component: plasma membrane. Gene Ontology annotation, molecular function: outward rectifier potassium channel activity; potassium ion leak channel activity.